AGUUCCUCCUCCCUCGCGGAGAAACCUAGCUCUUCUUUCUCUCUCUUUAUUUUCAACCCGCAAAUCUCUCUCUCUCUAGUUGCCUAUUGUGCGUAAUAUCGAAGCGGUCAGUUUUUUUUGCUUCACUGUUCAUCAUAUCAACUGCUAGGGUUUGCCCAAAAAUGUCAGGUGCCGCUUCGUUGGACAUGACUCUCGACGAUCUGAUAAAGAACAACAAGAAAUCCGGCGGUGGCAGUAGCUUCAGAGGUAGAGGUCGAGGCUCCGCCCGGCCCGGAGGCCCAGCUCGUCGCCUCCCCAGCCGGAGUUCUAAUCGAGCUGCGCCGUACACUGCCAAGGCACCGGAUUCGAAUUGGCAGCAUGACAUGUUCAGUUCGGAUCAGGCGAUGGCUUACGCAGCUCAAGCAGGUGGUCGUGCCUCUUCCAUCGAGACUGGAACUAAACUUUACAUAUCUAACUUGGACUACGGUGUGUCCAACGAGGACAUCAAGGAGCUCUUUUCGGAGGUUGGUGACCUGAAACGAUACGCCAUUCAUUAUGAUAGGAGUGGGAGAUCGAAGGGAACAGCAGAAGUUGUCUUCUCUCGCCGACAAGAUGCUUUAUCCGCUGUCAAGAGGUACAAUGAUGUUCAACUUGAUGGGAAGCCUAUGAAAAUUGAGAUUGUUGGGACAAAUAUUUUAACUCCUGUGGCUCCAGCUGCAAAUGGAUCUUUUGGAAACUCAAAUGGGGUUCCAAGAAGUGGACAAGGAAGGGGUGCCCCAUUGGGAAGGACGCGUGGUGGCGGCCGUGGGUUUGGAAGGGGCCGUGGCCAGGGAAGGGGCCGUGGUGAUAAGAUAUCUGCUGAAGACCUUGAUGCAGAUUUAGAGAAGUAUCAUUCUGAGGCAAUGGAGAUCAACUGAACAAAUCUGUUAUGUUUAUCACUUCACAAUUUGCUUCUGCUUUAGCCAUUGUGUGCUUGAAUAUGCAAGUAUGCUGACUAAUUUGUGUAUUUCAAUGUUCCAACUUUUUAGAGUAACAAGGAAGAAACUGGUACAGAGAACUGUUAGAACCUUGGUUAAUGGAGCAUAGGCCUUUUCUGUAUUGUUCCUUUCA
Messenger RNA from Diospyros lotus (date-plum), 1089 nucleotides. RefSeq names its product THO complex subunit 4A-like. The transcript is spliced from 5 exons. Gene Ontology annotation, biological process: mRNA export from nucleus. The coding region runs from base 162 to 896 and encodes 244 amino acids. Lineage: Eukaryota; Viridiplantae; Streptophyta; Magnoliopsida; Ericales; Ebenaceae. Gene Ontology annotation, molecular function: mRNA binding. The record is from RefSeq and is a predicted model, not a curated record. Gene Ontology annotation, cellular component: nucleus.